Molecule: messenger RNA, 933 nt
Organism: Aegilops tauschii subsp. strangulata
Lineage: Eukaryota; Viridiplantae; Streptophyta; Magnoliopsida; Poales; Poaceae
Source: RefSeq, a predicted model, not a curated record
AUGUUGAAAACUUCGGGACUUAGAGAAAAAACGAGGGGGGAAGUCAACCUCAGAUCCGGAUCUAGGGUUCACACGCGGAUCGAGGCAGGGCCGGAUCGGGUCGCCGGAGUUGGUGCCAGAGAGGAGGGAGAUGGCCGGAGAUGGGGCGAUGGAGGAGGGGCGCCAGCGACGGGGAAGGGCAGAUCUGGGCGUGGGGCGCCGGAUCUGCCGGUUUCCGGGGCCGACGGGGCAUCGGCGCAGCGAAGCUUCACGGGCGGGGCGCCCAUCAUUGGCGGCGGCGGCGGGGGGGUUCCCUGCAGGGGCGGCAGAGAGGGAGGUGGUGAGGGGGCGAGGGGAGAAGCGAAGGAGAGGGCGUCGAGGGACCUGGUCCGGGCGGAGGCACGGGUCGACGAGAAGGGCUCUCCGGCGAAGCUCCUCGCUGGCGGCUGCCGAAGACCGAGGCGGCGCGGGGCUCCAGCGGGAGGAGGCGGACGAGCGGGAGCCAGGCGAUGGGCGGCGGCGCGCGGGAGGCUCGACCCGGGCCCAGAUGGGCUCGGCGGGCCUCGCGCGGGCCUGGGCGGGCCUGCGGCGGCGGAUGGGGCGCUGGAGGGGGAGGCGCGGGACAGGUGGCACGCUUGGAGUGGCCAGGGUGACGGCUGGGUGGCGGCGCGCCUGUGGGGAGAGUCGCCAAGUGUCGCGCAGGGGCUGGAGGGGUGCGGAAAUGGAGGGGAGCGGCGGUUGGCGGGUGCGGGGAUCCCGAGGGGGAGGCUAGAGUUUAGUUCCUUGUACCACCUCACCGAGCAAAUUGACGGCUCCGCCGACGACGCGGUCAUGAAGGCCGACACAGAGUGGUCUGCCAUUGCGGCCACGCUCAUCCGACGGUUCUAUGUUACCAUCUUGAAGGACAUCUUCCACACGGUCAUCUCCAAGGAAGAUGAUGCUUGCACCGUGUAG